This is a messenger RNA of Neltuma alba, 1092 nucleotides long. Its product is annotated as GDSL esterase/lipase At5g33370-like. NCBI's taxonomy places the organism in Eukaryota, Viridiplantae, Streptophyta, Magnoliopsida, Fabales, Fabaceae. Gene Ontology annotation, molecular function: hydrolase activity, acting on ester bonds. The record is from RefSeq and is a predicted model, not a curated record. Bases 1 to 1092 code for a protein of 363 amino acids. The transcript has 5 exons.
AUGGCUAACUCUCUGACUUUGAUCAUCUUGGGCUUGGUCGCGGCGUUGGCUGCAGCGAGCAAGGCAGAGGGUGCAAGAGCUUUCUUUGUGUUUGGCGAUUCGCUGGUGGACAACGGCAAUAACAAUUACUUGGCAACCACAGCCCGUGCCGACGCUCCUCCUUAUGGCAUUGACUACCCAACUCGCAGACCCACUGGCCGCUUUUCUAAUGGCUACAAUAUUCCUGACUUCAUCAGUCAAGAACUUGGGUCAGAAGCCACCCUGCCAUAUUUAAGCCCCGAGCUCACAGGACGGAGAUUGCUCGUUGGUGCCAACUUUGCUUCUGCUGGCGUUGGAAUUCUCAACGACACAGGAAUCCAAUUUGUAAACAUCAUCAGAAUAUCCAGACAGCUAGAGUACUUCGAAGAAUACCAGCAAAGGGUGAGAGUUCUGAUUGGAGCGACCAAGACAAAGCGAUUAGUGAAUAGAGCACUUGUGCUGAUCACUCUUGGAGGCAAUGACUUUGUGAAUAACUAUUACUUGGUGCCUUUCUCAGUCAGAUCUCGCCAGUUCCCUUUGCCCGAUUACGUCAAAUAUUUGAUCUCCGAGUACAAGAAGAUCCUACGGAGACUGUACGAUAUCGGAGCCCGAAGAGUGUUGGUGACGGGAACUGGUCCACUGGGGUGUGUGCCGGCUGAGUUGGCGCAACAUAGUGGAAAUGGGGAAUGCGCUGCUGAGUUGCAGCGAGCUGCAUCCUUAUUCAACCCACAACUCGUUCAGAUGUUGGGUCAACUCAACGGCGAACUCGGCUCUCAGGUAUUCAUCGGAGUCAACACUCGGCAGAUGCACCUUGACUUCAUCAAUAAUCCUCAAGCAUUCGGAUUUGAGACAUCAAAGGUGGCAUGUUGUGGUCAAGGACCGUACAAUGGGAUAGGACUUUGCACCAUAGCAUCUAGCUUGUGCCCAGACCGUGAUGCGUACGCGUUUUGGGAUCCGUUUCAUCCUUCGGAAAGGGCCAAUAAGUUGAUUGUGCAGCAGAUCAUGUCAGGCACCAGCGAGUAUAUGAACCCCAUGAAUCUCAGCACCAUCUUAGCCUUGGAUUCCACCAUCUAA